CCCAAUAGGUUUGUCAACGCGUUCAUAUACUACGGCCUAUCGUUAAACACCAACAAUUUAGGCGGCAAUCCGUUCAUCAAUUUCCUACUGGCGGGUGCGGUCGAGUUCCCCGCCUAUGCCCUAUGCAUAUACUUACUCAAACGGUACGGCCGUCGAUGGCCACUAUCGGCAGCCAUGUUUGGCGCGGGUCUCGGCUGUCUGGCCACUAUUCCCUUUAUGACAAGUACACUGGUGUGGCCGCGGGUGACAUUCGCAAUGUUUGGCAAGUUUUGUGUGACCUGUAGUUUUGGCAUUAUAUAUGUGUAUUCGGCCGAAAUCUACCCGACCGUGGUCAGAAAUGUUGGCGUGGGCUCGAGCUCGAUGGUGGGCCGAGUGGGCUCUAUACUGGCACCAUUCGUCAAGGAAUUGGGCAUAUACACGCACGUGACCAUACCGUUGGCCAUUUUUGGCAUACUGUCCAUCACUGACGGACUACUGAUCCUAUGUCUGCCCGAAACGCACGGCAAAGAGAUGGCCGACACCAUCGACGACGUCGAACGGUCCAAGAGUGACACGACCAACAGUGACGUAAUCAGCGGUAGUAAUAGCGAUGUGAUGGUUAUGGACGGCCUGGUGAUGGCGGACAAGGGGUCAGGCGCUGUGGGCACUCGUAUUUGAUGAUCACCUAGCUCGUUUAGCUAGACAACGUUGACAUUGUUCACUUGUUUUACUUACACUG
Molecule: messenger RNA, 718 nt
Organism: Medioppia subpectinata
Lineage: Eukaryota; Metazoa; Arthropoda; Arachnida; Sarcoptiformes; Oppiidae
Source: the annotation of a GenBank genome assembly